AUGCCGGUGUGGUGUAGUCUAGCCUGUAUUGCUGUUCUGGGAUUGCUCAGUGGCUCCUCGGGACUCAUAUCAGCUCUGCAAAACCCAGAGAAGCUCUUCACCAGGCCUGUACGACGGGAUGUGAAGGCCAUUCCGCAGAAUCAGCUGAACAUAUCAGCCCUCAACACGGCCCUGGCCUUUGAACCAUACCAGGACCUGACCGCCAGAAGUGCUGUAGGGCAGCAGGACAAUGUCUUGUUCUCACCUUUGGGGCUGGCAUCAGCUCUGGCUCUGCUGUGCCGAGCCUCUGAUCCGGAGAGUCGGAGGCGGGCCCUGCAGGUCCUUGGUGUUGAGGACAGAACGUCACAGAAGAGCUUUGAGGCCACCUUAUCAGCUCUAGCAGAUCUGCAACACAACCUCACCCUCAGGGAGGGUGGGGGUGAAGGUGUUUACCAGAAGAUGCAAUCCGAGGCUGUGGUUGAAGCUGCUAUUGGUAGCAAUGGAUCGGGGGCUGACGCAGGAAAUGAUUCUGAUGUAAAUGAUGGAGCAGAGGGGAGGAGUCAGCUGCUAGUACGGAGCAACCUUCAUGUCGAUGGGAAACCCUCUGUAGACUUUGAAGGCUUUUUAUCCCAACUGCAGCAUCCUGAGCAACCCGAGCUGAACACCAGCUUUGAGACAUUGAUGACAGAUCUGCAAGAUUCAGACAAACUUAAUCUCAACAGUUUUGUGUAUUUUAAAGGUCUGCAGCCUUUUGAAAGGCGCCACACAGUGCUGCGGAGCUUCCAGCUCAACGCUACGACCUCUGUGGAGGUUGAUAUGAUGUUCCUGGACGACUCCUCUGAGGUGAUGAUGCUGUACGACACCAACUGCUCAGCCACCGUGGUGCGGCUGGCCUUCACAGAGCGGCUGUCCUCGCUGCUCCUGCUGCCUAAAGGGGGGAUUCAGCCGCUGGAGGACUGCCUCUCUGACAACCGCAUGAGGUUUUGGCUCAGCAACUUGAAGCCAGGGAGGGCAGAGAUCCGUUUUCCAAAGUUCCAGCUGAGAAAAUCGUAUAAUUUGGAGAGUAUCCUGAGAAAGGCUGGGAUUUCGUCGCUUUCCUUGCAUGCAGGCAACGUCUCCUGGACACAAGAGAUGAGGAAACUGAAGCUCCAUGAGGCUCUUCAUGAGGUCAUGCUGGAGGUGGAAGAGUCCGGUUCUAGAGAGAUGGCUAAAAUGGACGUUCCGCUUGAUUUCAGUGUUCCCCAAAGGAUCACCUUUGACCGACCGUUUAUACUAAUCAUUUAUGAUCAUCUGACUGGGCUUGUGCUGCUCAUCAGCAGGAUUACUGAUCCCACAGAUGUCUAGAUACAAGACAAUGCCCUCUGCCCUCUGUCUUUGUUUUUCUGUGUUUACCUACCAAACAGGAUAGUUUGACUUUCAGCAGUGCUGCAUGUCAU
Molecule: messenger RNA, 1415 nt
Organism: Cyprinodon variegatus (sheepshead minnow)
Lineage: Eukaryota; Metazoa; Chordata; Actinopteri; Cyprinodontiformes; Cyprinodontidae
Product: serine protease inhibitor A3K-like
Exons: 4
Coding region: 1-1323 (440 amino acids)
Biological process (GO): negative regulation of endopeptidase activity
Molecular function (GO): serine-type endopeptidase inhibitor activity
Source: RefSeq, a predicted model, not a curated record